UUCAUCUAUGUUUCUGUAGGGACCUGUUCCUGAAUAUUCAGUAAAAAGCAACCCAAGGAUAGGUAUUGGAUAUUGUAGGUGACUGAAAAUACUGUCAAACAUGGUGAUGUCUCUGGACAAUUUGAGGGGCUUCGCAUUAGCCACAUCAUCAAGUGCUUUUAUUGGAUCAAGCUUUGUGAUCAAGAAGAUUGGGCUGAAGAAAGCUGGGGAUGCUGGGGUAAGAGCAGGUUCUGGAGGCUACUCAUACUUGUAUGAACCGUUAUGGUGGAUAGGAAUGGUAACUAUGAUUCUGGGCGAGGUGGCAAACUUCGCAGCAUAUGCAUUUGCUCCUGCAAUACUUGUUACUCCUCUGGGAGCAUUGAGCAUCAUUUUUAGCGCAGUGCUAGCACAUUUCAUUUUGAAUGAGAGGUUGCAUAUGUUUGGUGUGGUUGGUUGUGCAUUGUGUGUUGUUGGCUCAGUUGAUAUAGUUUUGCAUGCCCCCAAGGAAAAAAAGAUUGAUUCAGUUAGCGAAAUAUGGCAGCUCGCAACUGAACCAGGUUUCAUAGUGUAUUCUUGCUUGGCUGUAGCACUUGCACUUGUUUUAAUGUUCUGGGUUGUUCAUCAUACUGAACAAAGGAAAAUGCUCGCAUAUAUUGCAAUAUGUUCACUAUUCGGGUCUCUUACGGUUAUCAGUGUAAAAGCAGUGGCUAUUGCCUUAAAGCUCUCAUUUAAUGGAGUGAACCAAUUUGUCUAUGUCCAGACGUGGUUCUUCAUCGCUGUUGUAAUUAUAUGCUGUUUAGUUCAGCUGAAUUAUUUGAACAAGGCCUUGGAUUCAUUCAAUACAGCUGUGGUUGCCCCUGUAUAUUAUGUGAUGUUCACCAUUCUUACUAUUUUCGCGAACAUGAUCAUGUACAAGGACUGGGACUCUCAGAAUGCAACACAGAUAGCAAGCGAGGUAUGUGGUUUUGUGACAAUUGUUGCUGGAACAUUCCUUCUGCACAAGACCAGAGAUAUGGGGAACACACAACCUAACCCAGAUUCUCUGAGAGCGGAUUGUGAACUCCAGAAUCAUAGCUAGUCACUGUAACAUAUCAAAACACAUACCCUUGUUCAACAUCUAACAUAUACCGGAGCAUUUGGGAUCUCAGACCACAUGCAUUGCAGCUUUACUUCAGCAGUUAGUGAUUUAGCACAUCGGGAGUUAAGGAUCUAUAUAUAGGCAUUUCUAUAUGCUUCAUAGGAAUAUUUGUUUUUUGUUAAAUUGCGGCAAAAUUUACGUUUCUUCAGUUUAGGGAAACAGUCAUGUUCCAUUGUAAAUAUAGUUGAUGAUAUUUGACUGUAAUGUGUGCUGCUAAAAUUAAGUUGUUUACACUGGGGCAG
This is a messenger RNA of Lolium perenne, 1359 nucleotides long. Its product is annotated as probable magnesium transporter NIPA1. Gene Ontology annotation, cellular component: membrane. Lineage: Eukaryota; Viridiplantae; Streptophyta; Magnoliopsida; Poales; Poaceae. Gene Ontology annotation, biological process: magnesium ion transport. Gene Ontology annotation, molecular function: magnesium ion transmembrane transporter activity. The record is from RefSeq and is a predicted model, not a curated record.